Molecule: messenger RNA, 1299 nt
Organism: Xylona heveae TC161
Lineage: Eukaryota; Fungi; Ascomycota; Xylonomycetes; Xylonales; Xylonaceae
Product: putative annexin
Exons: 2
Coding region: 114-1064 (316 amino acids)
Cellular component (GO): cytoplasm
Molecular function (GO): calcium ion binding; calcium-dependent phospholipid binding
Source: RefSeq, a predicted model, not a curated record
CAACUUCUUCUAACCAGCCCGUGCCGCAGCCUCCUCAGCCCAUCCAAGGCUACAGUCAAAAUUACGGCGGCCCUAUCCCCAGCGGCUACCCGUCUCCCGGCUACGCCAUCGACAUGCCCGUCGCGGGCGACGCGCCCAUGGAAGCCGAAGCCCUCCGCAGCGCCAUGAAAGGCUUCGGCACCAACGAAGGCACGCUCAUCAAGGUCCUUGCGCCGGCCGACCCGCUCCUCAUGACCCGAAUCCGAGAAACCUACAAACGGUAUUUCAACCGGGACCUGCAGCAAGACAUUAUCAAAGAAACGAGCGGGCGCUUUGAAGACGUCCUCGUCGCACUUGUUCGCGGCCCGCUGCAAAACGACGUGCACAACAUCCGCAGCGCGCUCAAGGGCGCCGGCACCAACGAGACCGUCCUCGACGACGCCCUCCUCGGCCGCUCUAAUGCCGACAUGCACGCCAUCCAGCGCGAGUAUCAACGCACAUUUAACCGCAAUUUACUCGACGACGUCAGAGGCGACUUGUCGUUCAAGACGGAGGUCUUGUACGAAAUGGUCCUCUCCGCACAACGCGAUGAGGAAUCCCCGCAUAUCAAUCCCCAGCUUGUCGACCAGGACGCGAAUCAGUUGCACCAAGCGAUUAAAGGCAAAUUAGACAAGACUGGGAAUGGGAAUAAGCAGCAGAGUGUGUGUCAUAUCAUGACCAAGCGCAGUGAUGGCCAUUUGAGAGCCGUAGCGCACCAUUAUGAGCGAACUUAUCACAAGAGCUUGGAGGAGGCUAUCAAGAAGGAAUUCACCGGCCACAUGGAACACGCACUACUCCAUAUCCUCCGCGGCGCCACCGACCGCGCCAUGCGCGACGCCGUGCUGCUCGAGGACUGCAUGCGCGGCCUGGGUACCCGCGACGACCUGCUCGUCCAGCGCGUCGUGCGUGUCCACUGGGACCGCGACCACAUGCGCCAAGUCCGCGGGGCGUACAAGCAUCGGUAUAAUAAAGAAUUGGCCACGCGUAUUGCUAAAGAGACGAGUGGUGAUUAUGAGCGCGCGUUGGUUGCGUGUGUUUCUGUUUAAUUUUUUUCUUAUUCUUUAUUCUUUAUUCUUUUAUUUUUUUCUCUUUAUUUUUUAUUGUUUAUUGUUUGUUUUUUAUUAUUUUAUUAUUAUUUUUUUUUCUCUUAUGUACUAUCCUUUACAAUCCGUAGUUUAUAUCCUUUGUAUUUAUUUACUUUCUUUUCGUAUUAUUUCCUUCCUAAAUUCCCUUUUGUAUUUGCUAUUUGUAUCUUACGAUCUGUAUCUUAUAUCCUUUCAA